Linum tenue is the source of this 654-nucleotide messenger RNA. NCBI's taxonomy places the organism in Eukaryota, Viridiplantae, Streptophyta, Magnoliopsida, Malpighiales, Linaceae. The record is from the annotation of a GenBank genome assembly.
CCUGGUUGUUCUAGCCAAGAAAGUAGAACUCUGGCCAACUCCUGCCAAGAAAAGGGAGACCUCGAUCGAUACAAUUUCAGCCCGUAUCAUUCACUAACAUCCCUCGAUGAUUCCCCUUAUGUUCAGGGACAAUUGCGACGUGGAUUUGGAAGCUUCCAAAUUCUAUUUUCUAGGUUUCAAGCUAAUGUGGUACAGUUGAGUAGCAAUCUUGGAGUAAUAUAUCAAGUGUUGCCUUGUCAUGUUCAAGUAAAUUGGAAUUCGGUGCAAAUGGUGUUGACAAUAACAAUUAUAUUCGCCCUCAUAUUUUUGGGUAUACUGGUCUUCAGAAUCGCUUGAUGACCAGAAUUCAUUGAUUAGAAGCUCAGCUGCAGCAUACUAUGCAGUUAAUAUUGAUGAGUUGCAUGCUGGAUUGCUGGUGAAAGUACAAAUUCCUCUUCGGACGAUCCCCUUGGAAGCAUGUAACAUUCUCCAGGAAUUCGCCAUUAGAAUUCGAUUUAAGCACAGAGCUGUUAGAAACCGAUUUCUGUAGGGUUUCUCUAUUUAUUAAUAUAAUUAUUAUUAGGGUAAUUAUCAAUAAGGUUAGUAGUCAUUUAAUAGAAUUAGGUUUAUUGUUAGGGUUUUCCAUUAUUUGCUAUAUAUAUAUUUACUUUGGGC